ACAGUACAUACUUUUAAUAAAAAUUAUAAAAAUUAAUAAAAAUGUUAUAAAGAUCUCGUUUAGUUUUAAUUUAUCAAUCUUCAAGUGAAGUUUAUUUUCAAGACAAACGAUAUUUAUAUAUGAAAUGAAUCGUUGGGUUGGAAAAAUUGCAGUUGUUACUGGAGCUAGUUCUGGUAUUGGUUUAUCCAUAACAAAAGAAUUAGUUAACAACGGUUUAAUUGUUGUUGGAUUAGCAAGACGAUUAGAUUUGUUAGAAGAUUUACAAAAUCAAAUUUCAUAUGAUAAUAAUGUUGGGAAAUUUUAUUCAUAUAAAUGUGAUGUGUCUUCACUGGAUUCCAUAAUUGAAGCUUUUACUUGGAUAAAUGAAAAAUUUGGUCGUAUUAAUAUAUUAAUAAAUAAUGCGGGAAUUGUAAGAUAUUGUGGUAUUUUAACAACAGGUAAUGAAGAAGAAAUAAAAAAAUUGAUGGAAAUUAAUUUUAUGGGCGCAAUAUUUUGUACAAAGCAAAUGUACGAUAUUAUGAAAGAUAAAGAAGAAGAAUGUCAUAUCAUAAAUAUGAAUAGUGUUUUGGGACAUUCAACACCAUUUAGUAUAGCAUCAAUGACUUAUAAUUUAUAUCCAAGUUCAAAAUUUGCUCUAAAAGCAGCUACAGAAGUAAUCAGACAAGAAUUGAUUGAGAAAAAAUCUUUCCGAAUUUCUAAUAUUAGUCCAGGUCUUGUUAAAACCGAACUGUGUCAUGCUGGAAACCAUCCAUAUGCGGAUGUUAUAAUGGGAUCUGCAGAAAUUUUACUUCCUGAGGAUAUUUCAAGAACUAUUAUUUUCAUAUUAGAGUCUCCACAACAUGUUCAAAUAUCUGAGUUGAUAAUAAUGCCUGUUGGACAAAAAUUUUGA
Molecule: messenger RNA, 889 nt
Organism: Condylostylus longicornis
Lineage: Eukaryota; Metazoa; Arthropoda; Insecta; Diptera; Dolichopodidae
Product: farnesol dehydrogenase-like
Exons: 4
Coding region: 125-889 (254 amino acids)
Source: RefSeq, a predicted model, not a curated record